This is a messenger RNA of Xyrauchen texanus (razorback sucker), 2208 nucleotides long. It is a transcript of the gene proser3, whose product is annotated as proline and serine rich 3. The transcript is spliced from 14 exons. The coding region runs from base 36 to 2120 and encodes 694 amino acids. NCBI's taxonomy places the organism in Eukaryota, Metazoa, Chordata, Actinopteri, Cypriniformes, Catostomidae. The record is from RefSeq and is a predicted model, not a curated record.
CCAGGAUGUGCAGGCACACAAUUCGAAACGUGUGAAUGAUCAGCAUGAGAUCUAGUGGUGCAGCUGUUUUCACAAGACAGAAUCCAUUUCCUCCAGGUCCCCCUUUGCCCAAGAGCCACUACAGCCCAUCUAGAGAAAGAAAAAUCCCAAAGCAGCAAAAGAAGCUUGCCUUGAGUCCUGUCAGGUUUGCUGAGCCACUCAGUCCUCCAGAUCCUCCUAAUCAAACGUCACCUCGGAGAACAGAGGACCAGGACUUCAAUGAAAGAUCACGUAGUGUCCUCCUGUGCCCUCCAACAUCUACAGAACACCAGUUGAGCUUCUCAGAAUCCUGGCCAUCUACUGACCUGAGUAGUUCUACACUCAACGCUACAUCUUCUCCCCACACAGAAGCUCAGUCACAGGCAAUGAGAAACACUGUAGUCACAGCGACAACUGGAGCAAAGGAACCUUCUAUUCUUGCAAAAUACAUUGAGCGCUUCCGUUUUGGAAAGCCACAGAGUCGAGAGGAAAGGCAGCAUCAGUCCACUGAGGGAGAAGGUGACCAGCCUUUUUGGUGGACCUCCACAUCCCCUCCAUCCAGUUCAACACCAUCUCAAACAUCGGAGAAACUUACCAGAGAGCCCCUUGAUGUCAUGAAUUAUGGCCCUGCCAACACCCACAGCCCCAUCUUAAAGCCGCUGCAUGCUGCAACCACACAGUCUCCCGCUAGAGGUGUGCUCGACCUCAGUAUGCUGACAUUAUCUGAGUUGUCCCUCUGUGACACAGAAGAACCUGAGAUACUGCAGCUACAGGAGAGGGCCAGUCAUUUACUGCAGAGGAGUGAACACUCUCUCAGCAGUGGAUCAGUCCCUAUCAGUUCUGAGGGUUUGGGCUGCUCUGAUUUUUCUUCCCCCGUAAGCACUGAUGAGCCAGUUCGUAGACCUGUCAUACCCACCUUAAUGGGCUCAACUAACUUGGUUUUAGAUCCCAGUUUGUGCGAGGGAACGUCUUUUCCUGCUCCCUUUGCUGGCUCCUUGGGGUCAGGUGUCCGUCGUGAAGAUGACAUCCUUUUUCAGUGGCGUCUAAGGAGGAAGAUGGAACAUGCCAGGCUUUGGUGUCAGGAAACCCCUUCUCGCAAUUCUGUUCUCCAUAUUCCCCUGACUCACACUCAAGGACCAAACCAGAAGGCACACGACAGACCCAACAACAUGCCCCCUCAGAGAGCAAAUCUCUCUUUCACACCUGUCUCCUUUGCUAGUCUUGAUCCUCCAGUCCCUGAGUCAUCUCUCCCUAUUUCAAGCCCCAGUGUCUCCAGACUCCAGCCUGAUGCCUCCAUCCAGGUCCAGAGGCAACCUGACCUCAAUAUUCGACCACAUUUUCUUCCCCAGCUCUCAAAGGAGAAUGUCACAAAGAAUCUGGAAGCACAUUCUGACCUGCCACAACAUCACAGAACACAAGUCAGCCUUGUGAAGACUGCAGCAGAGAAGAACAUAAGGCAGAGGUCCUCUUCUCAAUCUUCACUAGCUUCAGAUAGAUCAGAGGAGCGGUUGACAGCCUCUCAUGUGAAGAGAACCAUGGCAGUCAGAGGGAAAACUGAGAAUGAGAGACGUGAGAAGAUUGCACCUUCAAGCCGAAAGAAAAGGCAUAGUGCUAUGCAAGGCAGCAGUCCAGUGAGGGCCAGACAUUCCAGGGCUUCUGAAGGGGUCAGUCACAAAGACGCUGAGCCACGUGUAAAAAGCAGGUGGAAAGAAGAGUGUGAAAGAUCAACAGGAGGAGAACGGUCUGGAGCACCACCACCUUCACCAGUACACAAUGCUCUGGGACAGGUUGUCUCUGAGGUGCUCUUUCCAGGUGCAGAUUCCCCAAACGAGUGCAAGACUCCAAGUUCUUCAGAUUCAACAACGUAUACCCCACCUCCACCCCUACAAUCCCCUGUUGCCCCUCAUUCCAGUGGACAACAACCCUCUGAGGUCAUACAUCAACUUAUGCAGGAUGCACAAGAUUCAGACGGACAGGAGUUUGAAGAUGAUCCCUUACUGCAAGUCCUCAGACAUCAGAGGAAAUUGGUGAAGGAACAACUUUGUGAAGUUGAUGUGAUGCUCCAGCAGCUCCUCCCAUUGGCUUGUCCCACAGGCACAUGAUUAUUAUACAAAGGUGCAAUAUUCCAAACACACAAUCUGUUUAAUUUUGCUACUACUUAUUUAUGUUGUUUUUUUUUAUAUUGUGGGC